AUUGGCUAUUUCUUCACGACUACCACAUUCUUCUUGCCCCUUCUCAAAACGAUUUCUCUCAGCAAGUCAACACGAAUCGGUCCUCAACAUUACCUCGUUUCCACUAGUAUCACUCAUAUCACGCAGCACCACUACAAGCACAGUGUCUCGAAGGCGGUCGCCGUUCACUUCACUUGCGUAAGAAUUCAGGAGAAAGGCGUUCACGUCAGAGUAAAUAUGAUCGUACCUGAUAUUUUUCCUCCUGAAAUA
Messenger RNA from Suillus bovinus, 249 nucleotides. RefSeq lists its product as uncharacterized. The record is from RefSeq and is a predicted model, not a curated record. The annotation marks the transcript as partial. The transcript has a single exon. Lineage: Eukaryota; Fungi; Basidiomycota; Agaricomycetes; Boletales; Suillaceae.